Porites evermanni is the source of this 630-nucleotide messenger RNA. The record is from the annotation of a GenBank genome assembly. NCBI's taxonomy places the organism in Eukaryota, Metazoa, Cnidaria, Anthozoa, Scleractinia, Poritidae.
AUGAGAGUGAGGAAUGAGUAUAAUGAGAUCAUUAAAGCUAAAGACGAGCUUAAUAGAGUUCUUACAGAGGAAAAAGACUUCUUUCGGAACGAACUUUGUGAACUGAGACCAUUCGACCUUUUCACUAGACACGUUCAUCGUGAUGCAUUCCAUCACCUGAGCUUGCGAAACGAGAACGAAAUCCCUGACACCAUUACAAAGUCAACGGCGAAUGGAACUGCAAGCAGUUGCUGUGAAAACGUCUUUAAUAUAGCGGAUAACAGGGAACUGUUGACUCUGCUGCGGAAACAAGAAGAAAUCAUGUUAGGAUCGUUUGAGAGAGAAAAAGCUGCGAUGUCAGAUAGGUUUCAGCAGGAGAAAGUCUCUUUGCGCAAAGUCGUAGAAGACGAAUGUGAAUCGAAGUACUCUUUUGAGCGAGCUUAUCUGCUGCAGAGCAUUGAAGUCCUCAAAGAAGGUCUUGAAAGUUUGAGAAUUCAAAAACAUGAACUUGCCAAAAUUUUCGAAGGGAAAAAAAAUGCCAUGGAGCUCAGCUUUAAACGAAAGGAAGAUGAACUGCGGCAGCAAUUGAAACUAGAACUUCAGCGGAAAUUGAUUCUUGCUCAAAAACAAUGGGCCCGCACUAAAAUUUAA